This is a messenger RNA of Thermochaetoides thermophila DSM 1495, 591 nucleotides long. RefSeq lists its product as uncharacterized. The transcript has 2 exons. Gene Ontology annotation, biological process: DNA replication; DNA synthesis involved in DNA repair. The record is from RefSeq and is a predicted model, not a curated record. NCBI's taxonomy places the organism in Eukaryota, Fungi, Ascomycota, Sordariomycetes, Sordariales, Chaetomiaceae. Bases 1 to 591 code for a protein of 196 amino acids.
AUGCCUCCCACCCGCCGCUCAACCAGAUCCUCCUCCACUGCCACCGGCAGCGGCAGUACAAAGCACCAAUCAACCCUCAACUUUAAGCACCGCGUCACCAAGCCUGUCUCCUCCACAGCCAAAGACACCAAAGAAAAAGAAACCAAAUCCCCCGCCCGGGCGAAGAAGGAAAUCAUUGUCCCUGCUCCCGAACCUGCCCCCAAGGAGGAGCAGGAUGAAGUAAAGGAGGAGGAAACUAAUGAGGAAGUUAAGGAGGUGGAGGAGAAGGAGGUCAAAAAUGCGAGGAGUGAUCCUGAAAGCCGCGCCGCCAAAGUGACGAACGCCCAGAUUGAGAAGUACUGGAAGGGGAUUGAGGCGUCGCGCAUGGCGAAGGAGUUGCAUCGGAAGCAUGGGCAGGGACUAAGUACGGAGGAGAAGGUGCUGAGGUAUUUUGAUGUUAGUUCGCAGUAUGGGCGUGCUGAGAGAUUGGGCCUCAACCCGCCAAUUGAGGUGUUGGCGGUGUUGAUGAAGGAGAAGGCCAAAGGCAAUGAGGGGAUUCAGAGAGCUCAUAUGGAUGAAUUGUUGAGCUCGACUGCUGUGGGGUCCGUGUGA